UAUAGCUCAGUGCUUUCCAAGAUGGCGGCCAAUGCAAGCGGCGAAAAUGACAUCUCUUCUGUUAAUAUCAACUUUUAUAACGUUACGGUAAGUUCCAUUUGAUUGGAUUUAAAUUGCAUAUCAUCUAUGAUAAAUAACCAUUGAAUAUUUCAUAUGUUUAGCUAAUUACAGUUGGCGUUGUGGUUGUUUUUUGUUCAAUAUGCCUGCUUGUGUUUUUGGUUCGAAGAAACCGCUCCAAAGGUCAGUGAAUUUCGUGUUCUGCUAACUGUCAAUCUAGUGUAGCUACUAACUAAUCUUAUUCCAAAAACCUAAGCUAGUUAUAUAAACUGCAUAGCUCAUAGAUUUUACUGAGAGAUGGAUAGAGCUGCAUAGAUCAUGUUUUAAAUCUAAUCUCCUGCCGGGCAAAUUGUUUUGAAAAUAAAACACGUAUAUUGAUUUAAUAAUUAUGCAAAUUCAAGUGGUAUUGAUAUAAGCACUGCUUUGCUACCGGUGUAGACUUGGUUUUGAAAUUUGAUCUUCCUGUCACCAUUUUUUGUCGUCUUUAUAUAGGAGAACAAUUUUUGUUGACUAUUUGUUCCACACUUGUUGAACUAUUUCAAAGUACAGUUUCCAAGAAAAUUAUGAACACUAGUUUCCCAGAAUGAAAUUUGGUUGCCAUGAGAUCUAGUUUUGCUUUCACAUAUUAGCAAAUUCUGAAGCAAAUGAUUGCAAUAAGGACUGAUUGCAUCAACAUUAUAAUCUUACGUUUUUCUUUACAAAGUUGUGUAGUGCUGAUUUCAGCUGAGAAUCAAAAUGAAAAGUAACACUGCAUUCAUAUGAGACAAAAAGUUUUCCCGUGUACCGAGAUCGCGCUUGUUGACAGGCGAGAUCUCGGUGACCGGGAUAAUGGUUUUCCCAUAUGAACACAACUUUCCCGCUUAGCGGGAUAACUUUCUGUCGUGUCAGCAACUUUUUAAUUCAAUUGAUGUUCAGUGCCACGUCACAGCCGAAAACUUUACGCGGUAAGCGGGAUAAAGUUUCUCCAUAUGAACAGAACAAAAGUAUUGGGCUAGUCAAAAAGUUUUCUUGUUAACCGGGAUAACUUUUGCCCAUAUGAACAGGCCCUAAGAAGCAAACAAUUUUGUGUAGCAAUUAAUUUCUGGCAAGAUACAUCGCCGAGGUGUGUAGCAUUAAUUAGACAAUAUACAGUUCUGCUCAUAAAUACUACCUAUGUAUAAACCAAAUGUUUAGCAUAUAUGCAUUUCAAUUGCAUUACCAUCACAUUCUAAAUUGCAUUUCAGUAGAACACUUUUAGAAUUUUCUAAGUAAGAUCAUCUGACAUGAAGGCCCGUUUCCGCUCAGGAAAAUUUUCUGCAGAAAGAAAAUUUUGUAAAAUGUGAUUGGUCGACACAAAUUUUUCGUCAGAAAAAAAUUUUGAAGUUGGAAAUUUUUUACUUUUAAUUAACAAUAUUUUCGGAAAAGUUUCUGUCCAUGGAAAUUUUUCUUGAGGGGAAAUGGUCCUUUAGACAUCUGUCUGUUCUGGGUGCAAUGCCAUUAAAAGGGUUAACAUACAGUUAUUACUGUAUGUGGCAAAGCGAAAUAAAUAAUAAGUAAAUAAUUAUUAUGACACAUAUUUUAGGAGACAAGUCAAGCAGCGCAUCUGGACAGGCCAAGCCGAGGUUCAGAAAAAGAGACAAGAUGAUAUUCUAUGGCAAGAAAAUGCUAAGAAAGGUUGGUUAACAUAUGACCGACCAGAAAGCACAGAAAGUUAGAAGGAAUAUAGUGAUAGGAAAUAUCAUGCAGUGUAUAUAGAAUAAAGUAAAGAAUGAAAUGUUUCCAAAUGGUGUUCUUAAACUGUUGUCAAGGCCAAAAAAAUGCCUGGAUUAUUUGUUUUUUGUUGGUGUUGGUGUAGGUAGAGGUUUUUCUUUUAUUUGUAACUUUUUUAUAAACGUUCAUGUGUGACAAUGAUACUUUUUAUCAGUACAGAUAGCACAAACAUUUGUAAAAAAAUAUAUCAGCUUUGAAACAAACAGGUUAGACUUUCUGUGAACAAGCUUUCAUUGGAUGCAACCACCUGAAAAUAUAUAAGGAGAAUUUCAAUGUUUUGAGUCCGGUUCCCGACCGACCCUAUUUUUUUCUGCCGACCCUAUUAUUUUUUCAACGCGAUUGACUGUGCGACCCUAUUUUCUCCAGGUGGUUGCGGGUUGCUCAUACAGCAUGCCAAAAUGGCAGCUGUUGUCACACUAAUUAUUGAACCAAAUUGCCUAAAUUCGUCCAUAGGAAAUACGCAUCUCUAGUUUAAUAUUGAUGUCAGGACUCUACUGCAAAUCGCCCAGCAAAAAACCGCCAAAACCAUGAAAAAAAUAUUUAAAAAAAAAAUUUUCGACCUACCGACCCUAAUUUUUUCACGAUAUGAAACCGGAACCACAGGUAUUUUUUUUUACGCCUAAGGUAUAUACAAUAUCAUUGAUGCCGGAGAAACGUCAGGCCUAGAAAAUAUUCUUGCUGGCAGCAAAAUCCCAAAAUAAAAAUUUCCUGUUUAAGUCAAAUGUAAAAUUUUCUGCAUAGGUAGAUUUUCAGAGAAGUGCGCCCCCACCCACGGUGAUGACCCUGCACAAGACAAUUUCGAUUUGCAAAACACUUUUGGAAUUUUUAAACAAUAAACAAAUUAUAUGGCAAUAUAGAACUGAGAUGACAAAAAUUUUUCACAAGAUGUAAGAAAAAUUUCCCACAAAGAUAUUAAAUUGUUAAAAAACCAUAAAAUAAAGAUUUCUUUUAUAUAAUAUUUUCAUGCAGUUUGAUUACAAAAUUUCCAUUGUAAGUUAUCACAAUGACAGUCACCGACCUCUUUUCCAAAGUGACAUUGAAAAACUGGCAUCUUAAGGUGGCUCCCUACAGUUAUUCUUGUUUAAGCAAUAAUUCUGUAAAACAGGCUUAUUCGUGCAGAACGCGAAUUCUUUUCGACUUGGUGGCAAUGUUGGUCACCUAAGGAACAUUUUAAACUAGAUUUCGACAACAUCAAUGUUCCCAUGGCAACAUGACGACAGCAUAAAGCCUUCCAAUUUAACCCAUAAAUGUGCCGCUAUCUCAAAAACGAUGUCGGUGACCUAUCUUUUUUAUUUCAUAUAUCAAUAAGGAAUGAUGCUCUGCAACUGUGGUGAAAGUUUAAAAAAAUUCUGUAGUGUGUGAUUUUUUUAAAAGCGAAAAAUUUAUUGUGAAAUUUCCACACUACAGAUUUUUUUAAAAUUUGAAAUUUAUCAAAUUUACCGCAAAAUAAAUUCGUGGUCAAAAUUUGAAGAUAGGUCACCGAUGAAACUAAUGAGUAAAAUGCAAAUAAAGUUAGAAAAUAGCCUCGUGUAACUCGAGAAAUUCCCCUAUUGACCAGACUGCAGAGUACGGCAAGUGCACACCCGAGAUUUUUUUUGGCCAAUGGUAUUGCACACUUAAACAUAUUUCAAAUAUUUUCCAGUUUUGUCAGGCAUUAAAAUAAGGACUUCUAAGACAAGUGUAAUAUAACAACCACCUGAAAAUCGGGAACGCUGAUUGAUGGGCACAAAUGAAAAAUGUCCAUUAAAGUUUUGAAUUUCUAUCUACAGCAGAGUUUUGCGAUCAUCAGGUUGUUAUGAUUAAACAAAACCGUAUAGCAUGUAAGCAUGGGCACAAGAGAACUUUUAAUUGGUCCGAUUUCCUCGAGGCGCCACCAUGGUUGGCGCCGAACGGAAAAUUUUUGAAAUUUGGAGUCCCUACAUUGUCGGAAAUGGCAUUUUCGAGUGCACAUUUUCCAUUUGCAACUCAAUUACAAGGACAUGCACAUUUUCCUUUUACAGGACACAAAGUGUGUCAAAAACACGUUAUUUUGUACGUGUUCAUAAUGACUUUUAACUCCGAUCGAAAUAUAUAUUCUUGUUUGUUCUUCAGAAUUUGGACCACGUUUUAUUUUCCUGAGAGGCAGAAAUUUUAGUUAUUUGUACAAAUAAACAAUCAUUGUUUAAUAUCAUUAAAACAUGUAGCUAUUUACAAGUGCACACUUGACUACGUUAACUGAGGAUUGCACACUUGCACACCUGAAUUUUUGUCUUGCACACCCGAGAUCUCGUCGAAAACUGCCAUACUCUGCAGUCUGGCCUAUUGAAAAGCGUCGCUGACUAGUAAAAGAUUGUACGCGGGCGCAGAACGAGUUUUCAUUCAGCAAAAUCCAGCCGCAAUGUUGUUUUUACUGUUUUGUUUUUGACAACUUUUCGAUUUAUUUGAGUGCUAUGGACAGCCAAGGAUUAUUGUGAAAGAUUAAAUCGAUGAAAACAAGGUUGAAGCUAAUUGAAUCCUGCCGUUUACUCACUCUAUGAGCUGUAACAGCCUAUUAACAGGUGGACGUGUUUUUUGUUUCAUGUUUGGUUUUGUACUUUUUGCUAAAAAUGAACAAUUAGGCUAUGAAACUGAAAUAUUUUUCUGUUUACAUAUAAUCACUUUAAUCUUGUAGAAACACGACUAAAAACGUGAACGUUUUCUUGAGAAGUAAACAACUUUUUAAACGUUUGUAUGCAAUUUUGCAAAUGUUUUUAAUACAGUUGAGUCAGUUGACAGUGUAUAAAAAAAAUUAAAAAUAUUGUUUCGUAUCUAUUUUUUGGUCUAGUGAUAUUCGAAUCAUACGUAGAAUCGCUGUAUAGACUCGCAAGUGAUUUGGCACUCAAAACGAAGUAUUAUUCAACGCUUUUUUCCAUUAGAGACCUUUCAGAAAUAGCUUUAUUUUUGAGGAAAGCAUGGUUAAUUUUUGUUUUGUUUUGAUCAUGCAGUUGCGUGGGAUAGUUCACGUACUUGUCCCGCGAACAUCCCGCACGGAACUGUAGGGAGCCUCCUUAACUUCUUCUACCAUUUCCAUGUAAAUGGUAAACAACCAAUAUCACAGAUUAGAUACUAUCUGUGGGCGAAUAUUCACCCUUAGAUCAUUUUCACUCCAUCUGUAAAAAACAGGGUUCGUAAAAAACUUGAAUGUCCUUGAAUUUGUAAAGAAGUACUUUGAAAGUCAUUGAAUUUUUCUUGAUUUAGUUUAUGGAUAUUUCUUGAAAUUGUUUGUCAUUCAAAACAGACAUUUUGUUGAAUUGAUUUUGCAUGUUCAUAUCUGAUAAAGCUGUUUGAAACUCAUUGAAGUUGCGUUUUGAACAAUUCAACGUCAGAUUUACUGAUUUCUAACCCCUUCGGUAUUUAGUCCUUGAAUUUGCUGAUACAUGGCCUUGAAAAGUCCUUGAAUUUGACACUCUCUGACAUGUACGAAGCCUGAAAAACUUAACGCUUCUACUGUACUUUCUGUUCUGAUAUGCUCAAAAUCUUGAAUAUUCACCCAUGAUAUAUAGUUUACACUGGUAUCACCUUAUAUAUAACCACUGAUUCCUGCCAGAGGUCUACAUUUAUGGUUGUGAUUUUCGUUCAACAUUUCCAUCAACAAAAGUGCUAAAACAUCGAGGCUUAUUAAGCUAUACCAUAGAUGCAUUAAACACUUCAAUAACCUUCUAAGGGCCUGUUGUUAUGGGCAAAAGUUAUCUCGGUUAGCGAGAAAACAUUUCGACAAGGUCACAAGGGAGAUCUCUCCUUGUUAUGAAAAUAAUAUGAAGAGUUACACUGCGUUCAUAUGAGACGAAAAGUUUUCCGUGUACCGAGAUCUCGCUUGUUGACAGGCGAGAUCUCGGUGACCGGGAUAAUGUUUUCCCCAUAUGAACACAACUUUCCCGCUUAGCGGGAUAAUUUUCUGUCGUGUCAGCAACUUUUCAAUUCAAUUGAUGUUCAGUGCUACGUCACAGCCGGAAACUUCACCCGGUAAAUGAGGUAACGUUUCUCCAUAUGAACAGAACAAAAGUAGUUGGCUAGUCGAAAAGUUUUCUUGUUAACCGGGAUUACUUUUGCCCAUAUGAACAGGCCCUAACUAAGGGGCUGCUUAUAUGGUUCCACCAUGGAUAAUAAAAUAAAUGGUUAUGAAACUAGCUGACGUGACCUAAUGUUUUUACUGGGAUUGAUGGCGUGGCUGGGUGCCUCAACCUAGUUGAAAACCAAAUUCUCAAAAACGGCAUGUUUAGCAAUAAUACAGCUAAACAUUUUAGUCAAAGAGCAAAUAAAUGUAACCACGCCAUUCUACGAUGAAAACUCUAAGUAUUCCCAGUCAAUUUUAGCAAAUAUUUCAAGCACUAAACAAUGAAAAAUACAUCGCAAAUUUCGCAAAAAUUUGUGACGCCAAUUUCGUAGCUACAAAUGUAAAAAAAUACAAAACAAAGACGAAAAACAUUUACCUUGAAUACUUUGUCGUGGCUUAGGCAUGUUUUUAAAACAAUUAGACCAGUUUACGCUUCAAGAUCACCCUUUUAAAGUGGAAAAUAUAGCAAAACAACAAAAAUGCCGAGAACUUUGGUAACAUUCGCAAUACGCGUGACGUCACGUUUUUCAACAAGGAUGCAGUCAAUGACGUCAGAAGUUUCCAAUCCAUUUAUUUUAUUAUCCAUGGUUCCACUGACCCGGAAUUCAAUGAAGUGUGACGUAUUUUGAGCAAUUGAAAUACGUGUUUCAGCCCUAUAAGCAAAAGUUAGAUAACUUUAAAUAAUGUUUAAACAAAAUUAGGAACGCGCUAGAAGUUAUGUAGUGGAAGAAGACGAGUAAUAGCAUUCGACAACAUUUGUUUUUUGUCUAAAACAUGGAAUUUCAUACCAUUUUCUAACAAGCAAUUUCGUUAGAUCAUGAAGUGUGACUUAUUUCAAUUGCUCAAAAUACGUCACACUUCAUUGAAUCCCGGGUAAGCGGGACCAUAUAAACAGCCCCUAAGGGGCUGUUCAUAUGAGCCCUGCUCUGCCAGGCUGGUUUUCAAGUGCCGAGAUCCCGCCUCACAUAUUGUUUGUAUAUUAAUUUAGGAUUGGGUUCAUAUGAGAACCGGGCCAGCCCGGUUUGCCGGGAUCUCGCUUGAGCGAGGCGAGAUCCCGGCUUGCCGGGCUCAUGAAUGCACAACUGGGCUAGCCCGGCAAGCCGGGCUGGAAAUUUGCGUGCUUUAUUCUACUGAUAAACAGUCUAAAAUGUCCAAAACUAUAGGAAUUUAUUGAAAUUAAACCUCCUGAAGCUGUUGCCGUCGGCAAAAAUAAAAUUUUGUCAAAUAAACACGAAUUUUAUUUUCCCGCUAAAAUAUCGCGGGAAAUCGUUACUAUGAAUAGAUAUGAUUGCCGGGCUAGUCCGCCUCAUGUGAAAGCAAAGCGGGCCAGCUCGGCAAAGCGGGCCAGCUCGGCAAAGCGGGCCAGCUCGGUUAACCGGGCUCAUAUGAACAGGCCCUUUGAAGGAUUGAAAUGUUCUUCAGGUAGUUAAAGCAUAUUUCACAGCAGCAAACUGCUCUACAAUAUAGCCUUGAACUGUUUGUGCCAGUGUUCACACGUAAAAACGACCAAGUUGUAACAAACCUGCAGCAGAGUUGCAGCAAUUCUGUUCCAACAACUUGUCAACAGGAUGUGUUCGCACUGCUUGUUAAUUCCCAGCUUGUUGACAAGUUGUCAACGGCUUGUUGACAACUUGCUAGUACAAGGUUGUUGAGCUCAACAGACCUGUUGCAAGUUGUUCCAACAACUUGUUAUCGUCCUGCAAUUCAACAACUUGUCAACAAGUUGUGAGUGACAACCUUGUAGCAACUUGAUGAAAUAACAACAUUGUUACAACUUGUUGACAAGCUUGCUACAAGCCUGUUGCGAAUUACACAUCUUGUUAACAAGUUGUGAGAUUUUUACGUGUGUAUGUAGCUUGUGUCAGGGCCUAUUCUAAGGAAAUUUUAAUACUGCACACUUCAGAGCAUGCAGGUGUCACCAGUGAUGUCAUCUUUGAAUUGUUAUGUUUUUAAAAAGAACAUAAUGACAAUAUACAGGGUGUUUUCAACAAAGUAAAUCCUUUCAAUUCAAGUCAACCAUAACCUAUUGUUACACAGUAGUAAUUCGCUAAUGCGACACAAAUGGAAACGUCGUUCCCACGCUCUCUCUUGUGGAGGAAAGAAGUAUACCGGCUUUUCUGGACAUGAAAAUAUUGAAUAUUGUAAUUAUUAGUGGAACUUGACUUAUAUUUGGCCAAUAUUUGUUUGUGCCUUCGCUCAUUUUGUUGCAAAGGCAUUUUGGAAUUCUCGACUUUAUAUUUCAUCUACGUCGCUCCUUCAGCACAUCUAAUACAAAGUUGAAAUUUAUUUCAAACUUUAGAUUUCAAUACUGCGCACUUUCGCAUUCAAUACUGCACACUUUUUAUUCAAUACUGCACAAAGUGUGCAAUACUGCACACUAAAAUAGGCCCUGACUUGUGUGUUAGUGCCAACAAUUUUAUAUGAACAAUCUUUCGUUGGUAGAAAUGCAGCUACCUGAAAAACAUAAGGAAAAUCUCAACGUUUCAAGCGAAGGCCCUUUGUCUGGAGUUACAGUAACUCCAGACGAAGGGCCGUCGCUCGAAACAUCGAAAUUCUCCUUAUAUUUUCAGGUAGUUGCAUUCCUAUCAACGAAAGCUUGUUUCUGCAAUAUACUGUAGCACUCAUGUCAUUGAUUUGUGUUUAUUUAAGGUGCGAGACACGAGAGAUGAUAUUUACCGCAAGAGCAGAAUAAAGGCACGGCAGAAAGUCAUGUUGAAUUUUGCUAAACAGUAAGUGAUAUAUCUUUUUGUUUUAUUAUCUGGUGAUGAUUUCACAGCCUCAUAUAUAAAGGGUCAAAUAUAUGAUAGCGCUAUGCACAGAAUAGUGAUACAUGUAUUUUCAAUCUUCCUAAAAAUGAUUGAAAAGCCGUAAAACAGCAGUUACAGGUAGGAACGUCGCAAUCAAUAAGAAGAAGUUUUAAUCUAUAAAUUGUUAAUUUUAAUCCAUUAUUAUUGUCGAUUUCAUGACACUUUUCAACGCGCCGUUCCCAAGUUCGUUGCGAACUUGCCAGUUACGUUUCCAAGUUCGGAAAUUGGGCGCGAACUUCGCAACAAAGUUCGCAAGUACAUUCCAAUGUUUGAACUUCGUUUGUAAACAAAUGUUCAUACUCGAUAAUAAUAACUAAUUCAAUGAAAUACAAAUCAAACCUUCUUGGUAGCCCACUGGACCAAGAACUUUCCAUUGAAUUGUUAAUUUCAACUUGAACUAUGAACGUUUGUUUACAAUAUAGUUCAAACACUGAAAUGUACUUCCGAACUUUGUUGCGAAGUUCACGCCCUAUUUUUGAACUUGGAAGCAUAAUUGCAAGUUUGCAACGAACUUGGGAACCGCGCGUUGAACAGUGACUUGAAAUCGACAAUAAGUUGCAUUAAGUACAUGAACUUGUGGUUAGAGCUCGACAACUGGCCUCUGUAGCUCAGUUGGUUAGAGCGCUGCACCGGAAUUGCAGGACCUCAGGUACCAUUCCUGCCAGGGACCUAUAGUUGCAAUUUUCGCAACUGUUCCUGGUUAGGUCUGACAAAUGUAUAUAAAUUUCCACUCGAUAAGUUCCACCUACGAAACCCUUCAAUUAUCUGCCCAUAUAUCUAGUUAGUCCAACAUAUUAUUAUUAUGUUACUUUAUUAUUUUACUGUGUCUAAUGCCUGCAGAUGAUUUUACUCGUCAAGAGGAGAGUGCUGGCGACGCCCAAUAGGUUAAUCUGGGUUACUCCAACCAACAGCUGAUUUUACAAAACUUGAAAAAAUGCAAAAUGAUCGGUCAUAACGUUUACAAUGGACGUCAAUGGAUCUAUUCCCUAAUGAACACAAUUUUGAUCUAAACAGGUCUAGACAAACAUUUCAUCACAGCUUGAAAGAGCAUCACAAAAUUAGUAAUGUUCCGAAGUUUCGUUGCGAAAUGUUGUAAAAUGCGGAUAAUAUAGCACUGCGAAGUUUGCUGUUUUUCAGUAAUUUUGUAUUACGCACGGGAAAUUGAUACCGCUUUUGGAAAAAAGGUAUCAAUUUCCCGUGCGUAAUACAAAAUGACUGAAAAACGGCAAACUUCGCAAGGUUAUAUUAUCCGCAUUUUACAACAUUUCGCAACGAAACUUUGGAAUAUUACUAAUUUUGUGAUGCUCUUUCAAGCCGUGAUAAAGCUUUUCUCUAGACUUGUCCAGAUCAAAAUUUUGUUCGUUAGGGAAUAGGUCCAUUGUAUACGGUAUAUAAGUUUUUAAGACCGUUUUCCACUUCAAGCGUAUCGUACCGAAACGUAUCAAAAACAUUUUUAAAUUUCAAAAUUUAGUGAAUGUUGAUUGGUUAAUACGUCCGUAGUAUGCCAAAAAGUUGACUGGCGACAAAAAACACCGGAAAUACGUGGAUUUAUCAACCUUUUUUUAAUCUGCGCAUGAUCACCGGUACGGCCUUUCGAAGCUUCUUACUUAACAGUCUAUGUUUUCAUAGCUAAUAGCUUUAUGCAAAUCUCCAAUUUCUACCUGUUAAAAAAUUGAAAAUUAUAAUUACAAAUUCAUUUCCAAUAGUAUAUGCCAUAUAUUACGACUCUAUAUGACAAAAUAUUUAACAUUUUACCAAAAAUAAUCUCAUUUACAGUAAACCCAAAUGACAAAUAAUAUGAUACAAAAGUUUUCCCGCCAAAAGUGCCAAAUAAUGUUUUGGCUAAAAACGAUGCUAAAAUCGCCCGUUAAGAAAUAAAUAUUUUAUAGACCUGCUUGAAAAUGUCGAUUUUGACAAGUACCUGUAUUUCUAAACAAAACUAACACGAAUUUACAUUUAAAUUCAAUACUUGCCAUACUCAAACGUAAUAUACAUACACUAUAUAUAAAGCGUCCAUUUUCAUAACAUGUUUGCAAAAUUAAAUUUUAAAGUUACGAGUUAACCGGCGUAGCGUUUGUUUCCGACAAAAUACAUGUGACAUAUUCACAUAUAUGGUACUCUUUCUAAAUGGAACCUGUACAGGAAUUUCUAUCGAGGAUUUUAAUUCCCAAAGUCGAUUUUGGUUUCGUUUGGAAAGCUUUGGAAUGGGUUCGCAGUCGCUUUUGCAGGCAAGAUAUUUUACGCUACCAUCGGCAUUGCAUGGCUUAUCAGUUCCGCUAAUUUCCUUUGUCUUCGAAUAGCUUGUUAAGGCUUAUUUGGCAAAAUGGUUGGCCUAUAUGUACAAGCUUGUUUUGAGUGUCCUUAAACGCUUUAUCAACCUAGUAUUUUACCCUUAAGAAGUAAAAUUCUCUGGAGUUAGCCCGCGAGUCAUGAGUAAAAUAAUUGAGUCCCAUGCCUUGUUAGAAAAUAGUCCAUUAUUAUGCAGAUUGAAAUGAUUAAUUUGAGUUACCACUAACGGAUUAUUGGCAAAUUUGGACCGCUUUGAGAUAUACACAAUUUAGCGAGUACAGUAUACCUGUGGCUGUAUCAUAUAAAUGUAAUUACGCGUCGAUUAAUUGCCGUCUUCGACUUCAUAUUCAAAGUAUUACCGUAUACAAUAUUCAGCUCAUUUUUUGUCGAAGCUGUACACAUAGUUAGCCAAGAUCAUUUAGCUUUACAGCAAUUGUGAUAUCUUCUUUUCCAAUCUGAAAAUUUCGGAAUGAUAGGCUUACAGGAUGUACAUUUUUAAUAGGAUGUACAUUUAACAGGAUGUACAUUUCAAUAAUAAAUACUGUUGUUAAUAUGUGUCCUGUAAAACCUAAUAACGAUAAAAUUAUCUAACAAUAAACACACUAAAAUAGACUAUAAACUAUAUAGUAGCUAAGUAGUUACAUGACGUGCAGUUAAAAAUUUAUAGAAAAACAUAUGUGGUUAAAGGUUUUUCUACGUCUGGUAGAAAAUUCCUUAAUAUGUACUUGGUAAUUUAGUUUUCGACAACCUUCUGACUGUACUAAUUAUUUCUCGUUGCCGACUAUGAUUAAUUAAGUCAAAGUAGUUGUUAAAAUUUUCACAAAGAUUUCCUCUUAAUGGGUUAAAAACGAGGAUGUAGCACCGUCUAUUUCUGUAGCCUUCAAUUGACAACAUUUUAACAUCGAGCUUGUAAGUUUCUUUCGAUUUUCGAGGAAAAGCCUGGUCCGGAAGUUACUGAGUUAUAAUUAGCAAGUUUCUUUCGUAAUCUGUCUAUUCUUAACACAGUCAGUCAACUUUUCCUGAAACGAAUGCGUAAUCUCAUAGUCAGUUAUGGCCAUGCGUGAGCAUUUCACGCUCUUAUCUUAUAGGCUAUAAUAUCAAGAUGCAAAUUAGACAUGUAUUUUAUUACGAUUGUUUGUUCGUUUUCAGAGUUCUUCACUUACAAGAACAGGAACCAUCCCGUGAAGUGAAAGAACCUCCACCUGCCUUUCUCGAAGCGGAUUGGAAAGAGGUAAAAUGUACUACUAUACGCGUAAAAAUCUCACAUCUUGUAGCAAGUCUGCCAACAAGCCGUCAACAAGUUGUGUUCGCACUGCUUGUCCCAAGUUGUCAGCAAGACUGGUCUGUUAACAACUUG
Paramuricea clavata is the source of this 12331-nucleotide messenger RNA. NCBI's taxonomy places the organism in Eukaryota, Metazoa, Cnidaria, Anthozoa, Malacalcyonacea, Plexauridae. The record is from the annotation of a GenBank genome assembly.